UUGAAUUAUUCUUCAUCUUCUAAUUAAAUUUUACAAAAUAUAUUUUUUUAACCAAAGACAAAGGUGCGCGUAUGCAUAUCCGAAAUGCGUGUAAAAUUUUAGAUUUUUAUAGGUUCUUUUCUACAGCGGAAUAGAAUUUCACCUAUAAUUUUAUGAAAUUGAUUGAGAAAAACAAAGAGCUAUGAUGAAACUGUUUGAUGCACAUUGCCAUCUUCAGGAUUCAAGAAUCUUAAGCAAGACACCACAACUGAUAAAGGCAGCACAAGACAGCGGCGUCGUCAAUUUUGCCGUUAACGGAGUUUGCGAACAGGAUUGGCUUUCCGUCAAGCAAUUGUCCAUCACUCAUCCUUCUGUUCUUCCUUCCUUUGGCCUUCAUCCCUGGUAUGUUACAGAGAGGAGCCCCAAUUGGUUUAAUAAAUUGAAAGAAUAUUUUGAUUCUACACCCUCGGCUGCAGUUGGAGAGAUUGGCUUGGACAAAGGAUCACACGGAAAGAAGAUUGAUUUUUCUGAGCAGGUUGAAGUAUUAAGGCAGCAGCUUGAACUUGCUAAAGAGUUAAACAAGCCAGCAUCUGUACACUGUGUUCGCGCUUACGGUGACCUUCUUGAGUUAAUGAAGUCUAUGGGACCUUUUCCCGCCGGUGUCAUCCUUCAUUCUUACCUAGGUUCUGCUGAGAUGGUUCCUGAAUUUUCAAAGCUCGGUGCUUAUUUUUCCUUCUCUGGCUUUCUUAUGUCACUAAAACACAAUAAAGCAAAGAAAAUGCUGAAGAUGGUCUCUUCUGAUAGGAUCUUGUUGGAGACAGAUGCACCCGACGCGCUACCAAAGUCGAACAUAAAUUCUCUUUUCUUUGUUGAAGGAGAUACUUCUCUUGCCGAAAGAACAACUUCAUCCUCCACUUCUGAUUCGUCUCAAGCUGUAACAGAUGCUUCGAUGUUGCCGAAGGAAACACUCAAUCAUCCUGCUAACAUUCAUAACGUUCUUGAUUAUGUUGCAUCUAUGCUAGAAAUUACAAAAGAGGAACUAGCUGAAUUAAGUUACCAGAACGCAGUUCGCAUAUUCUCCUAUGAAGGAUCAAAACUACUUCAAAAGUAAACAAAUUACAGGUUCUUGUCAGAUAAAUUCUUAGCUUAAUUAGGCAAGUUUAUUUUGUAAGAUAAGUCCCAACCAGAAUUUAAAUAAAGAUAUAAACAGAAAGAUUGUAACAACAACAGUUUGAUUAGGUGUGUGGUAUAUCUCAUAGAUUUGUUCCUCUCUCAAAUUUAAUUCUCUCAAAUUUAAUUACACUCAAUUUUCCAAGUUAAAUAAAAGAUUAAAUAUAUUAUAAUUUCUCUA
Lathyrus oleraceus (garden pea) is the source of this 1330-nucleotide messenger RNA. RefSeq lists its product as uncharacterized. The record is from RefSeq and is a predicted model, not a curated record. Gene Ontology annotation, molecular function: hydrolase activity, acting on ester bonds. Lineage: Eukaryota; Viridiplantae; Streptophyta; Magnoliopsida; Fabales; Fabaceae. Bases 182 to 1090 code for a protein of 302 amino acids. The transcript is spliced from 7 exons.